AUGGAUGAUAGUCAUAGAAGAACAUUAGUACUACAAUAUCUAAGUGAAUGCUCAAAUGGACAUUUAGAGAAUGUAAAGACAAUGUUGUAUGGUCGACAUGUAAACAUUGAUGAUGUUGAUGAAAAGAAAAGAUCAGCUCUUCAUGUUAGUGUUUGUCGUAAUCAAAUACAGGUAGCUCAAUUCCUACUAGAAAACAAUAUCAAUACAACACUACAAGAUACAAAUUAUAAUACAGCUCUUCAUCUUGCUUCAAUCACUGGUAAUUCAGGAAUGGUUAAAUUAAUAUUACAUUUUGCUGCAAAAAAUAAUCAACCGAUAUUACAAAAAGAUAUUCAAGGUAAUACAGCUAUUGAUCUUGCAGGGUCGAGGAUGAGAAAUAUAUUAAGAAAUAAUUAUAAUUCUCAAGGAGGAGGAGGAAGAGACUUGAAACAAGAACUAUCAGAUAUUAUAUCAGGUAUAACUGAAUAUGUUUGGAAAUUUGGAAGUGAUAAUGAUCGAAAUAUAGUUCAACAAAUUAAUUUACUAGUAACCUCUUUAAUAAGCAACACCAACAAUAAUAUAAAUAAUAAUAAUAAUAAUAUCAAUGCUAAUACUCCUAGCAUUGACGAGCUUGAUGGAAUGAAUAAGCUUUUAAUCUUAUCGUUAGUUCUUUUGUUUGCAACCAUUGCUAAUGGUUACGUAUAUUCAGCAUCAACAUCAUCGAUUGAAUCAUCAGAUGCAGCAACCAACUCUUCAGGAUGUGCAUUGAUUACCAACUGUAGUUCAUGUACUGAAGACAAGGGAUGUGUAUGGUGCGACUCUUCAGCCAUCUGCUCUGACGGUACUUUCUAUGGUUCCAAGCCAAUGGACACUUGCAAGGAUUUCAUGUGGAUGCAAUGCAAGAUCCAAGGUAGAUAUGCUAUUUUGAUUGCUGCUGGUGGUGCUGCUGUCCUCCUCUUCCUUUUCAUCCUCACCAUCUGCUGUUGCUGCUGUUGCGGUAGCCGUAAGACCAAGGUCUACCACAUUCAAGACGAAGAGUCUCGUGGUCUCUUGAAUCACGAAUCUCGUACUCCAGUCACCGAUGCCAGAAGAGAACAAAUGCGUCUCAAGUAUGGAUCAAACAGACAACAACAAAACAAGUCAAACUCUUCAUGGAACUAA
Molecule: messenger RNA, 1140 nt
Organism: Cavenderia fasciculata
Lineage: Eukaryota; Evosea; Eumycetozoa; Acytosteliales; Cavenderiaceae
Exons: 4
Coding region: 1-1140 (379 amino acids)
Biological process (GO): protein import into nucleus
Cellular component (GO): cytoplasm; nucleus
Molecular function (GO): protein binding
Source: RefSeq, a predicted model, not a curated record